Messenger RNA from Cebus imitator (Panamanian white-faced capuchin), 2568 nucleotides. RefSeq lists its product as uncharacterized. NCBI's taxonomy places the organism in Eukaryota, Metazoa, Chordata, Mammalia, Primates, Cebidae. The coding region runs from base 1 to 1269 and encodes 422 amino acids. The record is from RefSeq and is a predicted model, not a curated record. The transcript is spliced from 5 exons.
AUGACCCACCCGCGCGCAUGGGAGCAGCGGGGGGGAGGGCUCCGGGAGGCGCGGGGCGGGCUCGGGGCUGCGCGCUCGCCCGGCGGAGCCGUGGCCGGGCUGGGGGAGCCGGCUGGACUGCCUGAGUGCCGGGCGGCUCCCGGUGUCCGCCUCGGGCUGCUCCCCUGCGCUGCGCUCUCGCGGCCCCGCGCCGGCGCUACGCUCUGCGAUGUGAGCCGCUGCGUGUCCAGCCGGGGCUCUGGCGAGGAAACUCACUUCAAAAGCAGCUGCACAGAGGGGGAGAUUAAAGCCUUUGCCGCCUUCCAAUCAAAUGGGAGCCCGAGGGGGGUGCGCGUGAGGAACAGACUGCGGGGGUAUCCAGAAGGAGCACCGGUGAGAGUGUGGACACCAGCCGGACUGUCAACUCGAGGGGCACAGGGAAUCCACACACCCAGUGUUUUUUCUUCCUCAGUAAUCGAGAUCCCGCCCGGCGCAGCGCAGCGCGGCCACCAGGAGGCUGCGAAGAAGAGGCCCGGUGGUGGGUGUGUGUGGGGAGAACCGUCUCAGGCUCACUCUUUCCCUCUUCCGACCUUCCCUCACCUCCUGCCCUGCGCUAUCCCCACAGGCUGGGGAGCCAGGGUCACUCGGGGCUGCUGUCUUGAAUUUAUUCGGAACGUCGCGUCGGAACGACCUGCGCUGGGAGAGCCGGGGGAAGGAGCGAGAGAAGGCAAGGGCGGCUGCCUGUGGGAACACGGGUUCUUCCAAGGAAGCAGAGCGGGACUGCUGCGUUCCCCUCGAUUUCCACCGUCACUCGGGUUUGGAAAGAAGAGGGAAGGCGCUAAGUGCGUGCCACCGCGUACCUGGACCUGGGUGCCCAGUGUGUAUGCAUGCCUGUGGCGCUGCAAUCGACGGGAUUUCUCUGGCUGUCGUUUGCGCUGCAUUUAUCCGAAUACAUCCAGCUCGCAGGCAUCCUCCAGGAAAUGGCUCCGGCUCGUGUGUACGCCGACACCUCGGCCCUACGCGGGACUCGAGGUGGCUCCUAGUGCCCGGGCAGCUGAGAGUCCGGCCUCCAAAGGAGGCUGGACAAGCAGCGCCCCCAGGUUGAGCGGCCUCAAGCUGCUUGGCAGUGCCUGGCAGCCCCCACCUCUGCUGGUACUUCGGAAACCCGCCCCGCCAGGUUCGCCCGCGGUGAAAACUGAAAGCAAAUACUCCUACAGGGGUAGCCCAAACUUCGACGAAGGCUCUCUCCUGCGCCUGUGUCUCGGAGAACCCCCGGGCUCUGCAAGUUAGCAACAGAGAUUCUUUAGCGGCUAAGGAAGGGACCUGCAGGGUGGGGUGAGGGGCAAAGAGGACACUGGGUGACCCAGCCUGGCCCGGGGCGAAACGCAAGAGAACGUGCCACCUUCCUUAUUUCAAUGCAAUUUCUCUGCCCCAGAUGGUAAAAAUAGUUUCCGAGCUGCGGCGGACGCCCAGGAUAUGUUUGCAGAGAUCAAACUGGGGAGGAGGCAGCUUUGUAAAAGUUGCAGGAAGAUUUGCCCAGAAGCGUCCGCCCGGCGGGGCUCAAGAAUGCUUGGGGCCAGCUCCACGUUCCUUGAAGCGGUGGCCAAGAAUUAGCCUGGGUAACCCCCUGCCCAGUUCUCUGUCCUCACUUCUAGCCAGCGCUUACCUGCCCUGCAAACUUCCCGGCGCAGCGCCUGCAAGGCCAGGACGCAGCUAGGGCUAGCAAAACCCCGCCGCGGCGCACUCGGCCCCACCCCUGAGAGGCUGCCCGGGGUGGGAAGACCAGUGUGGUUUCCGAUCCCACUCGGCUGCUCAGACCCUCAAGGCUGAUCCCCCCAACCCCUGGGAGCCGGUGCUUCCCUCUGGUAGCCGCGAUCUUGCGGGCCGGCGAGGGUGCAAAGUGCGCGCGCUAGCCCGCGCGGGGGCGGCCGCGCGUCUCUCCGCGGGGCCUGUCGCCGGGCUGGCCGCGGCGGGUGAGUGAUGAGGGCAGAGAAGGGCGCCCAUAAAUCGCGGGUGUCAGGGCGAAAAACUCUCUUUAUUGUCUGCGUGAUGGAUGGGCCCGGGGACGAGACACCAAAUACUUCGUAUCGCCUUUAAAUGGGAACACAUUUUCCGCGGCCAUAAUUCAUGUUUUUUAAAUAGAAAGUUUGAAAUGUUGCCUAUAUUUCACCGGCCCUGACAUAUUUAUGAAUCGCUCCCUGCAUGCAAAUAUCAUUAUUUAAAGCGCCAGGGAGAGCGCGGGGGAGGGGAGAAGGCGCGGUUCCCGGGGCGUGGGGGUGGUGAACCGGGGAAAUGUCGGUGGAGGGGGGCCAUCUCCCUAAAGGGCAGAGGGUUAGGUGCGGGGAACAGCCGUAUCCGGAAACCGAGCGUGUCCUGGGGCUUCUGUCCCGACGCCGGACCCCGCACGGCCGCCCCGGGAUGUUUUUCGCGGCUUGGGACCGAAGAGAGGCCCCCGGCCCCUGCUGGGAGACCAGGGGGCAUUUUUCGUCCCUCUCUGAAGCUGUUAUCCCAGCUGAAACCACCUUUUCUAAGAAGAAAGUUUUUUUAAAAAAGGAAUUUAACAAACACAAAUAAUAAUAACCCAACAUG